AAAGACUCUGAGUUGAUACCCCCCCUUUUAAACAGUAAUUAUAUUCAGCAUGUAUUCAUUCAUAAGUUGUUUAUAUUUCAUGUUGUUAAAAGCCUAUUUAAAAUUAUAAUCAGUGCAAUUAAGUUCUCAAUCGGCUUUGUGAAAUGGUUUUAUAGCCUACAUUUUCCAGGGUUGGAAACUUAGGCCUACUGGCAAGGAGGUUAAAUAGUAAGGUCCUCACUCAUUGGUCAUUGUUCAAAUGGCCUUAGACCAGUCCGACCCUGUGUGUAAGACCCCUGCUCAAUAAUGUCAUUGUGUAGUAAAGUGCUUGUCAGAAAGUGUACCGUUAUAUUGUUGCACAAAAUAAUUGAACUCACUCUCAAUUGAGGCAAAUGAAAAAAUUAAAAAGUAUGACGGAAUCAAAAUGGCGCUUUCCGAAUGAAAACAAACCGGUGCUGUGUACUUUUCCUUUGCAGACAACUGCAUGGUCUGUCUUCUUUUGUUCAGCAUGGAAACAUGUUCUGCUUCAGAUGGAAGAAUAUUUCUUAGAUUUUGCUAAUAUCUGGAACUGAGUAGUGGGAAGUGAGUGAAGUAUUUGAACUACUGUGGACAAAGAUAGUGCGAAUAAAGUAUUUGGAAAACUGUUAACAAAGAGCCCAGUUUUUCGUGUGCUCCGUUUUCACGACAACUUCAAAAAUGUCUUCGAGAUGUUUGCUACAGUUACGGCCUCUUUCGGUCAGUGGUAGCAGCAGAGGCUUGUGUUCUUCUACAAACAGACUCUUUGCUUGGAGGGAGCGGCGGACGAGUCACCAGCAUCAGACUUGUAGUGUGUCCACCUGGACUCCAUUCGCCGCUGCUUUCAACACUCGGCCACACCGAAAGCUCAACCUCAGGCUGAGGCGAGAGAGUACGGGUUUGUUUGGCAUCCCAGAGCUGAAGGACCACACAGGUUUCUACCUGCUGAAGCAAGGCGUGGAACAGGAUGUGGAGAGGCUGCUGGAGGAGGCCGCCUCGCCUCUCAGGAGCCGCAAGAUGGUCACCAUCUUUGACGAGCUUUCCGACACCCUGUGCAGAGUCGCUGACUUGGCGGACUUUGUUCGUGCAUCUCAUCCAAAAUCUGACUUUGCCGGUGCAGCAGAAGAGACGUGCGUGGAGCUCUCUAGUCUUGUGGAAAAACUUAAUACCAAUCAAGCCCUUCACAACGCACUGCUAAAUGUGUUGAUAGAGGGCGACAGUGUGCCCACAGACGCCAUUGACCAGAGAGUCACUGAGCUCUUCAUGUUUGACUUUGAGCAGAGUGGAAUCCAUUUGGAAGAUGAACAGAGAGAGGAGUUUGUCAAACUGAACGAGAGCAUCCACAUGUUGGGAACUUUCUUCCAGCGCGGUGCUCAUAAGCCUGUUGGAAUUCCCAAGACAAAACUGCCCACAAACUUACGUCAUGUGUUUGGAGUUGACGGAGAUAACAUCAUGGUGACGGGUCUUUUCUCUGAUCAUUACAGCAGCAUGGUGCGUGAGGCAGCCUACAGGAUUUUCCUCCACCCAGACCAGCAUCAGGAAGAGAUCCUCAGUAGUCUGCUGACCGCCCGCCACCACCUGGCCCAGCUGGUGGGCUUUGACACGUACGCCCACCGCGCCAACAGGGGCACCAUGAUGGAGGCACCAGAGAAAAUAACAGGAUUUUUACGCCUUCUGUCUCAAGAGCUGAAGUCAAGGGCUACGGCUGACUAUGAUGCUAUGUUGGAUCUGAAGAAAGAGCAGGAGCCUGAUGCCAAGGUUGUGAUGCCAUGGGACCCCCCGUAUCUGUCUGCUUUGGGAAGGCAAAAACGGACUGCAAUGUCCAACAUGGACAGCAUGCCUUUCUUCUCACUGGGCUGUGUGAUGGAGGGUUUGAACCAGCUCUUCCAGUGUCUGUUCGCAGUGUCCCUGCACCACGUGCAGAUGGAGCCGGGGGAGGCCUGGACGGAGGACAUUCACAAACUGGCUGUCGUGCACAAGACGGAGGGUGUUCUCGGCUACAUCUACUGCGACUUCUUUGAGAGAUACGGAAAACCAAAUCAGGACUGCCACUUCACCAUUCAGGGCGGACGAUGCAAAGAGGACGGCAGCUACCAGCUUCCUGUGGUGGUGCUGCAGCUGUCUCUGUCUGGCCCGCGCGGGACGUCGGUGCCCACGCUGCUCAGUCCUGGGAACGUGGACAACCUGUUCCACGAGUUUGGUCACGCCAUGCACUCCAUGUUGGGCCGAACACGCUACCAGCACGUGACGGGUACCAGGUGUUCCACCGACUUUGCCGAGGUCCCAUCUGUUCUUAUGGAAUACUUCGCUUCGGACCCUAGGGUCAUUUCAACAUUCGCACGCCACUUCAAGACCGGAGAGCCAAUGAAAAUGGCUGCAGUGAAGAACCUCUGUGACUCAAAAAAGAUGUUCGCGGCUUCUGACAUGCAGCAGCAGGUGUUCUUCUCCAUGCUGGACCAGGUGUGCCACGGGCCCCACCCACUGCCGGGCUCGACCACAGACCUCCUGGCUCAAGUCCAGAAUGAGUACUACCACAUCGAGCACGUCAAGAACACGGCCUGGCAGCUUCGAUUUGGCCAUCUGGUUGGUUACGGUGCACGAUAUUACGCCUACCUGGUGUCUCGGGCCGUCGCCGCGGAGCUUUGGCACACCUGCUUCAAAGCCGAUCCCUUCAGCAGGACCAUGGGAACUCGAUACAGGGAGGAAAUGUUGGCUCAUGGAGGAGAGAAACACCCAGCACAGAUUGUGCAAGACAUGCUGGGUAAACCGCCAACUGUUGAGAACCUGGUGGGGGCUCUGAUGUUGGAGAUGGACGAGAACACACGCCAUCUGGAGCAGAGAUGAUGUCACUUCUCUAGACCGUCGGUUGAGAGCUGGAGGCGACUGUGUCCAAAUAACUUGUUUUGAGACAGCUGGAUUGUUAUCCGAGGUACAGAUUUUCCAGAUAAAUCUGGGAAGUCUGGAUUUCUGAAAAUGUACCGAAUUCUGCUUGACUUCAGCCGUAUUUUCUUGAUGCAAGGUGUUACUGGUAGAUAAUACGAUCCGUAAACUUUGAGUCCCCGCCUGCGUGUUUCCGCAGGAUCCAAAAAGUUCCUGAUUUUCUUUUCGAUGACCGGUUUGCACCUCUGAUUCAUUGCAAGGUGUAAACACAAAUUCUUGGAUGUGGACUCACACGGAAGAGCAGUUGUGGCAGAACUAUUGGGCGGGUUGAUGAGAUGUUUUCAAACAUCGUGGAAUGUCGUUUGAAGGCUGUAAGUUUGCUCUUUUUGAAAGUUUAGACCAGAGUGGAUUUAGUCACUUCUGGCUCUCAGACGAUGGUAUGCUCUGUGUGUGUGUGUGUGUGUGUGUGACUUGAGGGAAAGUGCAUGAAGUUUUGACGUGUUUGGUGGUAAAUGUAGAAGACUGGGAGAAGAAGUUUAUUGUGUUUUUUAUUUGUUAACAAGGUGCAGAGGGAGUUUGAUCUGGUCUGGGGUGCAAGGUGUUUUUGUCAGAAUAUGUUUCCUAGCCUAAAGUGUUACUCUCUC
Aplysia californica (California sea hare) is the source of this 3518-nucleotide messenger RNA. RefSeq names its product mitochondrial intermediate peptidase. Bases 676 to 2838 code for a protein of 720 amino acids. Gene Ontology annotation, molecular function: metalloendopeptidase activity. Gene Ontology annotation, cellular component: mitochondrion. The record is from RefSeq and is a predicted model, not a curated record. Lineage: Eukaryota; Metazoa; Mollusca; Gastropoda; Aplysiida; Aplysiidae. The transcript is spliced from 20 exons. Gene Ontology annotation, biological process: peptide metabolic process.